Fusarium subglutinans is the source of this 2817-nucleotide messenger RNA. RefSeq names its product Hsp70 chaperone protein. The transcript has 12 exons. Bases 1 to 2817 code for a protein of 938 amino acids. The record is from RefSeq and is a predicted model, not a curated record. NCBI's taxonomy places the organism in Eukaryota, Fungi, Ascomycota, Sordariomycetes, Hypocreales, Nectriaceae.
AUGUCGUUCUCAAGGUCAUCGACGGUGACUCUGGGUCGAGAAAAUGCACCCAAUCACCAACAUCAACUUGAAGAGGACCAUGUAAGACCUGAACCAAUCAACCUUGAACUAUUAGAUGAGGACCGUGGAGAUCCCUUUCCAAAGCGACUCAUCAUUGCGGUAGACUUUGGUACCACUUACUCAGCAGUUUCAUAUGUCGACGUGCCCCAAGGAUGUCCCUCCGAUUCUGUCGACUCGAGGUCUAUUCGUUCGAUCGGAAACUACCCCGAGAACUAUAACUACCACUACAAUGAUCCAAUGGGUAUGGAAGUUCCCACUGAGGUGAUAUAUCCCUUGGAUCGCCACUUUCGCGACCACUUCAAUCUCGAUAAUCCCGAUGAACAUUUGGAAAACGGCGAUAGCAUUGAUUUGACUGUUCCCGACGAAGACGGCGACAUCUCCAUGCUGUCGGACCCUUUGUCUCGAUUCAAACUCCUCCUUGACAACAGUGAGAUGACUGAAACAGUAAGGCGAGAUGUCAGUAAGACUAUCAACACACUCAAGAAAAAGAAUAUAAUCCAAGGUCCCCUUCAAGUCAUCGCUGAUUUCCUUACCUACCUUUUGGAGCACACUCGCUCCCAGUUGCGUCGUCAAGGCUUUGACGACAAAAGCAUGUCGGGACAUGCAGGCCUGCCUGGCAGUAGCGAUGAAAAGAGCCAACUUCACAAGGGCCGAUUACAGAACAAGAGCAUUGAUAACCUCUUCAUCGUGUCGGAGCCAGAAGCAGCAGCUGUACAUAUGCUUUCCACUUCGGCUGAAAUAAAGUCUGGGGAUUGUUUUGUUCUGCUAGAUGCAGGUGGCGGGACCGUCGAUGCGAACACAUACCGAGUCAGCAGGGAAGAGCCAUUGAGACUAGAGACCGAGAUAGUGGCUCCUGGAGGUGGUCUGCAUGGAUCGAGUUAUCUCAAUGAGGGCUUCCGGGAGUAUCUCAACGAUCUCCUUGCUGGGGAAACGUACCUCAAUGAUGGCAUCGAGACCAUUCAUGGAAUCGUUGAGAGGAUAACAUUCGAAGAAUUUGAAAAGAGGAUCAAGCGGGGCUAUGACUAUAACCAGCAAACAGCAAGGAAGGAGAUAUACAUUAAAGGGCUUCGUGACAAUCCUGCCAAGGGAUUCCGAAAUGAAUGCAUCUACGUUCCAAGACUCAAGAUUCGAGAGAUUUUCUUUAGACAUCUAGAUGCUAUAGCUGAAAUCGUGAAGAGCCAACUCGAUGAAGCAAGGGGGAAGGGAUACACUGUGGGGAAAGUUGUUCUCAUUGGAGGAUUUGGAACGUCAAUCUCACUUAGCCAAAGGCUCCAGGAAUUCUUGCUGGAAUACGGUCGGGAAUAUAAUUGUCGCGUCACGUUGAUGGAGCCCCAGCAAGGAACUUCUAUCAUCAAUGCGGUAGCAUCAGGAGCUGUCCUGAGAGCUCUCAACAAGGCGAAUGGGCCGGAGAGGGUAGCUCGUUCAAGUUAUGGCAUAUUGCGAACUGAGCCUUUUGGACAGUACCCUGAGCACGCAGGUCUAAAGCCGUCUUAUGACCGUCAUGAUGGGAUGCCGUAUAUCAAACAAACGAUCGACUGGGUUUUGAAGCUCGGAGAAAGCGUUCCAUCUGUAUGGCAGUGUGAGCCGUUCGCUUGCAGUCAUACAUUCGAUGUCUGGCCUGUCCGUCCCUUUAUCUGCCGAGAGAUGCUCUACGUGUCAGACCAUGUCACAAAAUCGCACUAUAGGAAAACCCAUCCCAAUAACGAAGGUGCCGAGUAUGUUGGUGAAAUCGAGGUCGACUUCUCUUCUCUUCGAGAUCGGUUAGUCCCAAUCGAGCCUAUUGUCAAUAAGAAUCAACAAAAGGUUGGGAAAAGACAUUAUAGAAUCGACUUUACGAUGGCCAUCAAGGUUGUGGAUCGUGACUUGGAAUCUCUGAUCCGCGAGGAGAAGUAUGCUAAAGAACUCCAAUCGGUCUAUCCAAAUCUCACCCCCAUCAUCGGCGACCUUUCCUCGCUUUCUCUCCUCACGUCCACGGCAGCGGAAGCCGACUUCGUCAUCCAUGCUGGAGGUGACGAUGUCCCUGCUGUUUGUGCGAUGAUAGAUGGAUUAUCAUCCCGUGUCACCAAUGGAUCGCCCAUGCCACGGCUCAUCAGCCUAACCGGCCCGCGAAGUCUUAUUGACUUCUCAAGUCCCAUCACUGGAAAUCUGAAUGAAAGCAGCUCUCCUUGGAGCGAUAUCUCAGACGGGCAUGCAAUACUGAACGUGCCGAAGGAUCGCAUUCACGCUGGUGCUGACCAAGCCAUCAUCGCUCAUAGUGCUGAUAAAGGAGUGGGCACAAUGCUCAUCUCGCCUGGCCAGUUGUGGGGACGGGGCAAGGGCCAUCUGAAGAAGGAGAGCAAUUCAGCGUUCUAUUAUGCCGCUGUUAAGAGCCGUGGACGGGCUUUCGUAAUCGGUGAGGGUACCGCAACAUGGUCGUGGGUCUCCAUUAGUGAUUUAGGAGAUGCAGUCGUGUUCCUUAUGGAUCAGGCACUGAGCAAGAGACAAGGACAAGUAGGAAUAAAUCAAGACGGCUACUACUUUGUUAGUACCGGAGACCUAAGUAUGGUGGAAAGGGCCAAAGCUGUCAGUGAGCGCUUGGGUCUUGGAGAAGUAGAAAGCGUGUCAGUUGAUACCGCAAGAGAGAUCCAUCCAUUCGGUCCCAUCAUGUGGGGUUGUGGUGAAAGAAUAAGAUCUGACAAGCUGGUCGAGCUUGGUUGGAGGCCGAAACAGACCGAAUGGAAGGCUUUGAUGGAAGAGGAAGGCGGAGGGAGGGCAUAA